AUGGCGGCACCGGGUCCGGAAAGUAGUCGCACCGCCCAGCGCGAGGAGCCGGCCCGCUCCGCAGAGUCCUCGGACACUGUCCGGACGCCAGUGCCCAUCGUGUCCACCGUGUCCCCCGAGUUACCCGUCUCGCCAGGACAGGGCGUGGAGCCUCCGGGCAAGAACCUGUGGGAGCAGAUCUGCGAGGAGUAUGAAGCUGAGCUGCCUCCCUUUCCAGAGGGAUAUAAAGUCAAACAAGAAGCUAUGAUUACUGUUUCACCAUUAGAGGAAAUGGUUCUCCAUGGCUUCAAUACAGAAUACCUUUAUUCAGUUCCUCAUUUGAUCAUGGACUUGCAUUUACCCUGUCCUCAAGUUAAGUUGGAAACAGUCGAUCCAAAAACAUGUUCCCCCAAGGAAUAUUUGGAAACAUUCAUCUUUCCAGUUCUGCUUCCUGGAAUGGCUAGCCUGCUUCACCAAGCAAAGAAAGAAAAAUGUUUUGAGAGAAAAAGAACCAAAUUCAUUGCCUGUGAUUUUCUGACCGAGUGGUUAUACAAUCAAAAUCCAAAGAGGAUAAGGGAGGCUUUCACAGAAUUCUUCUCCAUUCCGUUUGUGGACCAGUGGCUGAAGCAUCAUCCCCGGCCGCCGAUCCCACUCUCCCUCCUGCUGACAGAAGAAGAGGCAGCUCUGUGCAUUCAAUCCUUCUGGAGAGCCUAUCUGGUUCGGUGUGAUCCUGAGAUUCAAGAGUUGCGUCAGUGGCAGAAGAAACUGCGUGAAGACAAGCACAUUCGCGAGCGAGUCAAGAUUUUCUGGGCCAAACAAGAACAGAAAGGUAAAAAAGCCAGUGCUAAACACUGUCCUGGAACCGUGGUCAGCCAAGAAGAAGUCGGUACAGUGCAGUGGGCAGUUUCUCCCAACUGUGCGGUGUUCUCAGCCCGGCCACUGACGGGAACAGGAGAGAAGGAGGGUGACCGAGGGGAGGAAACUCCCUUCCGGAACUGGCUGCGCACCAGCCUGCUGAGGGGGACAAGGACGGUGCAGGGGCAUGGAGGCAUCUGUCUGUUGGUGUUGGAGGCCAACCAUGAUGAUAUCUCUAAACUAAAAUGGAAACCAGGUUCUUUCCUUCAGUCAUCGCUACCUGCUUCUCCCCUGCUGCCUCCGCCCUGGCUCCCUCCUUUUACCCACCUGCAGACCUACGUGCACAAGGCUCUGUUCUGCCAAGACGAGGAAGAAAACCACUGA
Messenger RNA from Odobenus rosmarus divergens (Pacific walrus), 1218 nucleotides. It is a transcript of the gene IQCK, whose product is annotated as IQ motif containing K. Gene Ontology annotation, molecular function: protein binding. The transcript is spliced from 11 exons. The record is from RefSeq and is a predicted model, not a curated record. Bases 1 to 1218 code for a protein of 405 amino acids. NCBI's taxonomy places the organism in Eukaryota, Metazoa, Chordata, Mammalia, Carnivora, Odobenidae.